This is a messenger RNA of Erigeron canadensis, 2021 nucleotides long. Its product is annotated as carotenoid 9,10(9',10')-cleavage dioxygenase 1-like. NCBI's taxonomy places the organism in Eukaryota, Viridiplantae, Streptophyta, Magnoliopsida, Asterales, Asteraceae. Bases 55 to 1884 code for a protein of 609 amino acids. Gene Ontology annotation, molecular function: carotenoid dioxygenase activity. The record is from RefSeq and is a predicted model, not a curated record. Gene Ontology annotation, biological process: carotene catabolic process. Gene Ontology annotation, cellular component: chloroplast stroma. The transcript has 12 exons.
UAUCGGGGGGGAAGUUGAUGAACUCGGUCACAAAAAACACACAAACAAAUAGCGAUGGCAACAACGGCAACAUGUGUACUUCCUAGUGUAAGGUGUUCAGCUAGUAAUCAUCCAGUCAGUUUUAAAGUUUCCGAUCUUAACACUGCAAUCUCGAACGCUGUUAAGCUAACCAAGCGAAAACAGGAGAAAUCAAACCUGGCAACCGAAGCUAAUAAAGCCAUCCAGAGAGCUUCAUUGGCAAUAUUAAACUCCCUUGUAGAUUCCAUCUUCCAAUUUACAGACCAACCCAUGCAUCCAUCUCAGAAAAACUUCGCACCAGUUGAGGAGAUUGGAGAACUUGUAAAAGUUGAUGAUUGUCAAGGCGAAGUCCCAAAAGAUUUUCCGGAGGGCAUUUACAUACGAAAUGGUCCAAAUCCACUAUUUGGAGGUUUAAAAAAUGCAGAAUCAAUAUUUGGAAAAACUGACAGCUUAUGGGUUGAAGGAGAAGGAAUGCUUCAUGCUCUGCAUUUCACUAAAGAUUCAGAAGGGAAUUGGAGAUUUUACUACAAAAACAGACAUGUGGAAACAGAAACAUAUAAGAUAGAAUCUGUAAUGAAGAAACCUGCCUUUCUUCCUGUUGCAGAGGGAGAUGCUAAAGCUUUAUUUGCUGGAUUAAUUCUCAACAAGUUAAGAUUUGGACAAGAUAACAAAAUUCUCAGCAAUACCAGUGUUUUUGAGCAUGGUGGAAAGCACUAUUCUGUUGCAGAAAACUUCCUUCCGCAAGAGAUAGACCUAAUUAGCCUUGAAACUUAUGAUAACUGGAAUCCUAGUGGAAGUUGGUCUCGAGCUUUCACAUCACACCCAAAGAAAGCACCUGGAACUGGGGAACUUGUUACUGUAGGAUUUGAGCCGAUAAAACCGUACUGUGUUGUGGGUGUCAUUUCAGCCGACGGAAAAGAACUUAUUCACAAAUUGGACUUACAACUAGAUCAUUGUUCAGUUUUCCAUGAAGUUGGUGUUACACAAAAGUAUAACAUCUUAAUUGAUUCUAUGCUAACACUAAGCACAGAGAGGGUACUCAAAGGAGGCCAGCUAUUCAAGUACGAGAAAGAGAAAGAUGCAAAGAUUGCAGUGAUUCCCCGUUAUGGUGAUGCGGACUCAGCAAAGUGGUUCCGGAUAGAACCUUGUGUUACUUAUCACCUAAUGAACACCUUUGAAGAUGGGAAUGAGGUUGUUGUAAGAGGAUGCAGGGCUAAUGAGCCCAUUCUUCCAGGACCCGACUGGGGGGAGGAUAAAUUUGACUGGUUCUCUAGAGGAUUGACAUUUAACUCGGUGAACUCCAAUAACGAGAGUGCUCCUGGAUCAAAAGAAGAAGGAAUGUUGUUUGCUACUGUUAGAGAAUGGAGAUUGAACUUGGAGACUUUAGAAGUUAAGGAGAGAGAUGUAACUCAAACAGAAUACUCGAUGGACUUUCCAAUGAUCAAUACAGAUUUUAUAGGUCUUAAAAACCAAUAUGGAUACGCGCAGGUUCUUGACUCCCUUGCAAGCUCUAAUGCAGGGAAAACUAAAUUUGGAGGACUAGCUAAACUAUACUUUGAAGAAGAAGAAGCAGAAGAAGCCGGGGAGCAAAGUAGGAAUGGUGAAGGGAACGUAAAGAUAGAGUAUCAUUGGUUACCAAAGAACAACUUUUGCACAGGAUCAGCUUUCGUAUCGAAACCAGGAAGCGUAAAGGAAGACGACGGUUGGAUUGUUACGUUUGUUCAUGAUGAAGACAAUGAUACCUCUUACGUACUAGUAGUUGAUGCUAAUAAAAAGAGGUUUGCGGAUGAGCCGGUAGCAAAAAUAAGUCUGCCGCAACGAGUGCCAUAUGGUCAUCAUGGAUCUUUCUUUACAUCUACUACAUAAACCACAAAUUUAUCAAACUUCGUUCUGACUUAACUUGUUUAAUUAACAUUUAUUAAUUGUUCAAGAUGAAUUUUGUUUUGAUAUUAUGAAAAGUGAAGAUCGACAUCUAGCUAGUAUGGUCUAGUUUUUUCUGUAAA